Messenger RNA from Rhodofomes roseus, 639 nucleotides. RefSeq lists its product as uncharacterized. The record is from RefSeq and is a predicted model, not a curated record. The coding region runs from base 1 to 639 and encodes 212 amino acids. The transcript is spliced from 4 exons. NCBI's taxonomy places the organism in Eukaryota, Fungi, Basidiomycota, Agaricomycetes, Polyporales, Fomitopsidaceae.
AUGGUUGCGAAAGGUGUCGUCACUUGGGCCCAAUUCGUUACUUGUCGCGACAGCGGCCAGACAGGACCAUGGAUACCGACAGAAGCAUUAGCCACAGAACGAGAGUUGAAGCUGAUCUUGUGUGAAGUAUACCAGAAGAGAGCAAGAGGACGGAUCAUCACCGUCACAGACAGGAAAUGGAUGGCAUGGAAUCCCGGAAGCGCGAACCAACCGACGUUCGAAGUUACAAGCUUCCCAAUGGCGAUUCCACGCGGUAUUUGGCGAGAGCAUCCUAAGUCUCUGGGAUCCCACCAGCACCGAGUGAGGACGACAGAGUGCCGCGGGUGGUCAGUAGUCACCCCAAUCUUCGGUCAAUGUUCCUAUUCCCCAGACUCUUUCGCCCCUCGCCCGAUACGCUUCCUAGACCUGCCGCUGAAGACGCACAGCUUCAAACCCCCGGGACAUCGAUCUCGGUCACGGGGGACGCACAGUCAGCAGGCUCGCAGACUCGGACGUCGGUGUAUGAUCAUCAUGAUGCAUCCAGCAUGUCUCGGGCGAUCCUUCGCGGACGCCAAUAUAUUCAUGACAGUGACAAGCAUAGUGGCGACGCUGAACAUCGCAAAAGCGCGCGACUCAAAUGGCAAGGAGAUAACACCAUAG